GCCCCGCGCCGGUUGGUGGGACCCGGCUCGGCGUCGCGCUGAGCGGGGCCGUGGGGACCGGUGGCCGGAGCCGGCGUCGGGGAGAGUCGGUCGGCGAGCAGGCAGCAUGGAUGAUCAGGGGUGCCCCCGGUGUAAGACCACCAAGUACCGGAACCCGUCCUUAAAGCUGAUGGUGAAUGUGUGCGGCCACACGCUGUGUGAAAGUUGUGUGGAUUUACUGUUUGUGAGAGGAGCUGGAAAUUGUCCUGAAUGUGGUACUCCACUCAGAAAGAGUAACUUCAGGGUGCAACUCUUUGAAGAUCCCACUGUUGACAAGGAGGUUGAGAUUCGGAAAAAGGUGCUAAAGAUAUACAAUAAAAGGGAAGAAGACUUUCCUAGUCUAAGAGAAUACAAUGAUUUCCUCGAAGAAGUAGAAGAAAUUGUGUUCAACUUGACCAACAAUGUGGAUUUGGACAACACCAAAAAGAAAAUGGAGAAAUACCAAAAAGAAAACAAAGAUGUUAUCCAGAAAAAUAAAUUAAAGCUGACUCGGGAACAGGAAGAACUGGAAGAAGCUUUAGAGGUAGAACGACAGGAAAAUGAACAAAGAAGACUGUUUAUACAAAAAGAAGAACAGCUGCAGCAGAUUCUAAAAAGGAAGAAUAAGCAAGCUUUUCUUGAUGAACUGGAGAGUUCUGAUCUCCCCGUUGCUCUGCUUUUGGCUCAGCAUAAAGAUAGAUCUACCCAGUUGGAAAUGCAACUUGAGAAACCUAAACCUGUAAAACCAGUGACAUUUUCCACGGGCAUCAAGAUGGGUCAGCAUAUUUCAUUGGCACCUGUUCACAAGCUUGAAGAAGCUCUCUAUGAAUACCAGCCCCUGCAGAUAGAGACUUGUGGACCACAGGUUCCUGAACUUGAGAUGCUGGGAAGACUUGGGUAUUUAACCCACGUCCGAGCUGCCUCUCCACAAGACCUCGCUGGCGGCUAUACUUCGUCCCUUGCUUGUCACAGAGCCCUACAGGAUGCAUUCAGCGGGCUUUUCUGGCAGCCCAGUUAACCUGGAUUUCUCCAUUUCUAAGCUUUGGACCUUGGAGCUGAACCAGGGAGCUAGCAGAGUAAAGCAGACGUGUAAAACUAUGCCACAUGCAGCUGCACAAGAGCACCCUCACCAGCAGCUGUGGUAAACUAUUGAUAAAGAGAAUCGCAGAACCAGCUGGGAAAUACAGGCUUGCAUAUUUGUGGGAAGAUUUCUCUUUUACUCCUAUUUUUCUGAGGGUGAUUGCUAUGCAGCAAGAUUCAUCUGAUGGAAAAGAGGAGUAAAUAAUUCACCUGUGUAUGUUUGAGGUUGACAGACUUGUAAAAUCUUUUUAAAAAUAAAG
This is a messenger RNA of Lepus europaeus (European hare), 1358 nucleotides long. RefSeq names its product MNAT1 component of CDK activating kinase (gene MNAT1). The transcript is spliced from 8 exons. Gene Ontology annotation, biological process: nucleotide-excision repair; positive regulation of cyclin-dependent protein serine/threonine kinase activity; regulation of transcription by RNA polymerase II. Gene Ontology annotation, cellular component: transcription factor TFIIH holo complex. The record is from RefSeq and is a predicted model, not a curated record. NCBI's taxonomy places the organism in Eukaryota, Metazoa, Chordata, Mammalia, Lagomorpha, Leporidae. Gene Ontology annotation, molecular function: cyclin-dependent protein serine/threonine kinase activator activity. The coding region runs from base 107 to 1036 and encodes 309 amino acids.